Molecule: messenger RNA, 3069 nt
Organism: Somion occarium
Lineage: Eukaryota; Fungi; Basidiomycota; Agaricomycetes; Polyporales; Cerrenaceae
Source: the annotation of a GenBank genome assembly
CCUUUUCUUGACAUGCUCGCCAAAAUGGGAUUCAUCACCUAUGAGGAAACCCGCUGGAGAAAGAGAGUGACACCAGGCUGCAAGGUCUUCCUGGGUAACGACGGAGUCAAGGUUGUCGCAUGACUCUGGCGUCGCUGGGGAAGCCGGUGAGGGCGACCGCGAGCAGGCCGUGGUCGACGAGGAGGACAUGGUUGAGAACAAGAAGACGGGGUAUCCUGGGCAAACCCUAAGAGGUAUCUGGCUGCUAUUAAGUUUGGUCUGGCGUCAAGACAUGCACGAUAGCAAUUUACUCGGUGGACGUCCGAAAAUGGAAAGAUCGGUGCCACUGGUGCCACUAUGGGGAUCCGACGGACUAGUGUGCCGGCAGCCCCUCUCUACGGCUUCGUCCACGCGGGACCAUCCUUUACUGUUUUCUCUCCAUUACUGCAAUGAUCAGUCUUCAUGGUUCUCUUACUAGUCUUAGGAUCCACUUUCAUUCAAUAACUCAAGCUCAACCUCUCGCUUGCCGAGCAAGACAUCGCAUGUCUCACCACCGCAGGGCCGGGUUGCCGCCGUCACGCCGGAUAUUGUGCACGUGAUCUUCUAGACGCGUCCUUACGGCAUUUGCCGGCUUACCCUGGCUUACAUCGAGCCUUGCACGCCGAAUUUGGCUGCCACUGCACACGCUCACUGUACUUCUUCGACGUCGCCAUGAAACGCGGCGCAGAGAAACAAUUAUCCAAGGACGACGAUGGGGAAGACGAAGUGGAGGAAAUAUUCAGUCCUGGCCAGGGAUUCAAGAAAGCAGACGACAGUAUACUUGCCGGACGAAAAAUACGUAGCCUCCCAAAGCGUUCAUUAGCUGGCGCAGCUCCAGCACUUCCUUUGCCAGUGGCGCCGACACCAGUAGAGCCAGCCCCUACAACGGGUGUUCCAAAGUUCGGCGGAUUCUCUGGCUUUGCUGCCACACCAUUCACAUUUGGUGCGCCUUCCGCCACUAGUAAACCCUUCGCAGCACCCUCUCCGUUUGGAGCUUCAACAUCGCCACCUCAGUCUGCCUUCUCAUCUGCGUUCGGUGCCCCAUCAGUAUCGACCUCCGCAUCCAUUGCUACGAAGACGUUUGCAUCCUUCUUGGGUCAACCGCCAUCACAACCAGAACAAAAGCCUGAAGCCGAGAAGCCAAAAGAACCCAGCCCCCCAAGUGCUGACAAAGUUGAUGAAGAGCUGAAGAUCGAGACGAAAUACCUCGCUGCAUUACGCGGCCUGAACGCGUCCCUCCUAACAGCUGUCUCGAAAGCAGUCCAAACCGACCCGUUUCUUGAUGUUGCAGAUCUGCUCGCUCGUUACAAAGAGUUGCGCAUUGGUGUCAAGUCCGAAUAUGACGAAAGUCUAAAGAAACUUCAAUCGCCAGCUGCGGCUUCUACCACCUCGAAACCUUCAGCACCAGCGCCGCCCGUGUCUGCAUUCGGUAAAUCGGCGGACUCACAGGCAAAGACCACUACGCCGCCCACACCAACAUCAAUGCCUGCACCUCCUAGUGGCUUUGCCGGUUUCUCGGCUCCUCCGUCCUCGUCAGCUUUAGCUGCUCCUUCAGGAGGCGGCUUUGUGCCCAAGGUAGACACAUCAACUUCCUUGAGCAAAGCCAGUCCUUUCACUUUCCCCCCUCCAUCAACCUCCACAACGACUCCCGUACCCACUUCCACUUCCUCUUCGUCAUCGCUGUUCAGCUUUGGCAGCUCGUCGUCAUCGACGAGUACUGUAUUUGGUGCACCCUCAUCUCUAGCCAGCGGUCCUUUUGGCGGUCCUUCAACUGCCCCUUCAGUCUUCUCCAGCAACUUGUUUUCCGCUCCGGAACAACCGAAAGGUGCAGAGAAGGAAAAAGAAAAGCCGGCAGAAACAGCUGAUAUCGCUCCCCCAGCGGGCAGCACCAGUUCCAUUUUCAGCGGCGCGUCCACGUUUAGCGCAUCGGAGAAGUCAUACUCAUCUAGCAGUACCUUCGCCUUUGGUGCAACUUCACCAGGGAAGCCCUCGCCGUUUGCCGGGUUUGGAGCAGCAAAGAGUGCAGGCAACAUCGGCAACCCAGUUGGUUUCGGAUUUGGCAAUCUAUCCAAAACUGGAGAAGGUGAAUCGUCAUCUCCGUUCGGUCCUUCCAAACCCUCUGGAUUCUCAUUUGCCCCGUUGCCGACUACAUCAAAGCCUGCUGAGAAGGAAGCCCGGGAUGAGUCUUCUGGAGGUUCGGGUGGCGCAACCCCAACUGAAGAGCCUGCUCAGCCCUUGUUCCCAUCUACGUCUAUUCAUGAUAUGGAGGGUGAGGGGGAGGAAGAUGAGGUCACGACCCAUGAGAUCCGAACUAAGGUUUUCAAGACGGUGAAGAAGAGCGGUGGAGGACAGGAAUGGGGUGAUAUGGGCAUUGGUUGGUCUUUAUUUCCGCAUUCACGUUGGCCACGAGUCUCAUGCAUGGUUGCAGGUGUGCUUCGACUGAAGAAACACAAAGAGAGUGGCGCUCGCCGUUUACUGCUUCGGAAUAGCAGUACCGGUAAAAUUGUCAUUGUACGUAUCAAUUGUUACCCAUGGGUCGGCGUCGAAGGUCUAAUAAGACUUCACGCAGAACUUCAAGAUCUACACCGGAAUGAAUCCUACAAUCGACAAGAAAGUUGUCUCGUUCGUUGGGCAUGACUAUAGCGAGACGGCGGAGUCCCCAGGUGCAGCUACCCCAUUCAAGCUGCGUAUGAAAACUGAAGAGCAGGCAAACGCUCUGAAGGGUGCUCUAGACCGAGAGAUCGAAUUCGUGCAGGGCAAGGCUGAAAAGACCGAAUAAAUCUACGCGUCUUUGACUUACAUGUUGCAUUAUUCCCUUGUUAUUCCCGCAUACUUACGAUGAAUGCAUACAGCUAGCCUUCAAUAUCUUCGUUGCAUCAUGAGUGAUGACGAUAGAUAAACCCUUUUCCAUCGAUAUUACUACACAUGUCCGUCAUACGGAAAUGAUAUACUCCAAAGACCUGGUCUAAAAAUGCGUGAUUCUACUUGCCGAAAUGGCUUUGUGCGUUAUGCCAAGUGGAAUAAUGAACGAAGGCUUCGCUCAGUAAAAGC